AUGAAUAACGCUCUGGAAAAGAACUCCUCCGCGGUGAGGAAGCGCAUUGAGGGCCAUGUCUUUGAUGAUGAAGAGGGGGAGGAGUAUGAAGGCAGUGAAUUCAAUGGCUUUGGCGACUAUUUUCGUCGGAAAAAGAUCAAGCUGCAGAACUUGGAUGCCGACAUGCGCGCAGCAUCUGACAAGCCUCCCAUAUUCAAAGGGGUUGUUGCUCAUGUGAACGGGUACACUCAGCCACCACUUCAAGUGCUUCAUCGCGACAUUGUGCAGCAUGGAGGUGGCUUUCUCCAGUAUCUAGACUCAAAAACUAUGGCAACGCAUAUCAUCACUGCGACUCUAACGCCAAAGAAGGCUAUCGAGUUUAGUCGAUACAGGAUUGUGAAGCCUACAUGGGUCGUCGAUUCAAUAAAAGCCGGAAAACUCUUGCCGUGGUCGGACUAUCGGGUAUUGGGUGAAAGCCCCAGCCAAAAGGUCUUGAAAUUCGAUAGCGACAGAGGACUUACACAAUCCAGUCCGACAGCCAGGCGCGGAUACAAGGAGCAGACAGAGAAUAGCUUUUAUACAAGCCAGAUAAAAGCUGAGAUGCAACGCAAUGCAGCCUCCCAGCUCCCAGCGAAAUCGCCCCUAUCUAGUCGGUGGCAAAACGACAAGUCUGGCGAGCUGUUACAGAACACAGAAGAGACUCUGGCUUCUGUGUCCAAUGAAAGCCCGACAGAUUCAUCAAAAAUACCUAAGGGUAUGACUUCGGAAGAGCAUAACGCUUGGCUUCUGUCGGAUCCGAAAAUCAGAAAAUCAUCUACUGCGAACCCCGACUUUCUGAAACAAUUCUACUCAGAGAGUCGAUUGCAUCAUUUAUCGACUUGGAAAGCAAAUCUGAAGUCAUCUAUGCAACGGUUGGCAGCUGAAAAAGGGCUGUCAAGUCGGAAGGUGAAGAGCCGGCCUGGCUCGAGGAAGUACAUUAUGCAUGUGGACUUUGACAGUUUCUUCUGCACAGUGUCAUUGAAGAGCCAUCCUGAAUAUCUCGACAAGCCAUCUGUUGUCGCUCACAGUACGGGUGCAGGUUCGGAAAUUGCAAGUUGCAAUUACGUUGCUCGGAAAUAUGGCGUUAAGAAUGGCAUGUGGAUGAAACGAGCUCUCGAGCUGUGCCCUGAUCUAAAGGUUCUGCCUUACGAUUUUCCCGCAUACGAGGAGGUGAGCCGACAAUUCUACGACGCGAUCUUGGGAGUUGGUGGUAUUGUCCAGAGUGUUAGCGUCGACGAGGCCUUGGUAGAUGCCACCGACGUCGUUCUUGCGGCCGCCGAAUCCCAUGGCAUUGGAAUUGAAGAGGGCAGUAUUUGGAGAGAACAGCAAAAGAUCGACGAGAUAGCACUGGCACUGCGCACCAAGAUCAAAGAAAACACCGACUGUGCCGUUUCUGUUGGUAUCGGCGCAAACAUUUUGCAAGCCAAGAUUGCCUUGAGGAAAGCAAAACCCGAUGGACAGUUUCAACUAAGACCAGAGCAGGUCAUGGAAGUCAUCGGCGACCUGAAGGUUGAGGAGCUACCCGGAGUAGCAUAUAGUAUCGGCGGGAAGCUAGAAGAACUAGGCGUCAAGCUUGUCAAAGAUCUCAGGGACAUCCCGAAGGAUCGUCUUGUAACGAUUCUGGGCCCCAAGACCAGUGACAAGCUUCAUGACUACGCCCGUGGCAUCGAUCGGACGGAGGUCGGAGAGCAGCCUCCGAGGAAAUCCGUAUCAGCAGAGGUCAAUUGGGGAAUCCGCUUCAUCAACCAGACAGAAGCUGAAGAAUUUGUCUACAACCUCUGCAAGGAACUGGAAAAGCGUUUGGUGAACGAGCAGGUCAAGGGAAAGCAUCUGACUGUCAAGAUCAUGAGGCGGGCUCUUGAUGCGCCUCUCGACCCAGUAAAGCAUUUAGGACAUGGGAAAUGCGACUCUUUCAACAAAAGUGCAACUUUUGGUGUUGCAACACACAACUACGAGAUUAUUGGCAAGGAAGCAGUUUCAAUACUGCGCUCGUUCAGAUUCAGUCCAGGGGAUCUUCGUGGAAUUGGCGUCCAGAUGACGAAAUUGGAGCCUAUCAAGCUGAACCCACUGGCCGUUGAGGGAAGCCAGAGAAAGAUUGCAUUUGCUCCAUUCGUUGAGCCUGUUCCUUCAAGACAGCAAUCAAGAACAGAGCUUAAUGACGUGAUCGAAGAGCCGAAUGGCUUACCGGUCAAUCCCACCACGCCUCAGAAAUCCAGAGUCGGCCAAGACGAUAAAAAGACCACUGCUCAUAUCAACGUUUCAAGCACACAAUUCGUGUUGCCUAGCAGUCCUGAUCCCGCGGUCUUGGCCGAGUUACCCAGCGAUAUUCGUACAAAGCUCAUGGCCCAGCGCCCAAAAGCCGCUGUUACGGAAAUCCAAAUGGAAGCUCCCAAGCCAAGACCCCAAAGCCCAGUGCUAGCAGAUUUACUGUCCUCUCAAGUCGAUUUGGAGGUGUUUAACGCACUUCCAGAUGAUAUGAAAGCCGAGGUAUUGGCACUUUACGGGCGAAAGCCAACUGAGCCCCUGCCACAGGGCUCACCUGACAAGCCCGAAGCAGCUCGAAGUAGGAAACCAGCAACUCCAACAAAACCCAGCGGAUCCCUACCCGUAGAGGAGGCUCAACCUGAGCAGAUCGAAGAAUUAGAUCCUGAAUUCCUUGCGGAACUUCCAGAAGACGUCAGAAGGGAAGUAAUUGCUGAUCAUCGACGGCGGCUGUUGGCGCUGCAGUCAGGAUUGGAGAUGCCAGUCCUGAGGAACAAUCAGAGCGCCAACCUGCUUCCCGGGGGUCAAAAAAUGAUACAGUUUCCUAUGCUGCCGCCGGUAAUUUCGUUUUCUGGAUCUAUCACUUCUACAUCAGAGAUCAAGGACAUGGUAGAUGCGUGGCAUGCCCAAACUAGGAAGGCAGGGCCCCACAAACGAGAUGUCGACGUUUUGGAAAGAUAUUUGGUCAAGGUAAUCAAAGAGGAAAUGGAUCUGACCAAGGCUGUUGCGUUGAUAAAAUGGCUGGGCGUUGUAGUUGAUCAGGACGGUGUAGAUAGUAGAGGCCGCCGAGCUUGGAAGCUGGCAGUGAGCGGCAUCAAAGCGGCAAUGCAAGCCGCUGUUGAGGAGAGAGGACUGGCACCACUGCAAAUAUGA
This is a messenger RNA of Trichoderma breve, 3153 nucleotides long. Its product is annotated as impB/mucB/samB family domain-containing protein. Gene Ontology annotation, molecular function: DNA-directed DNA polymerase activity; damaged DNA binding; deoxycytidyl transferase activity. Lineage: Eukaryota; Fungi; Ascomycota; Sordariomycetes; Hypocreales; Hypocreaceae. Bases 1 to 3153 code for a protein of 1050 amino acids. Gene Ontology annotation, biological process: error-prone translesion synthesis; error-free translesion synthesis. The record is from RefSeq and is a predicted model, not a curated record. The transcript has 4 exons. Gene Ontology annotation, cellular component: nucleus.